AUACCGGCGACGUGUUUAAACAUUAAGUUCUUGUCAUGAGAAAAUGGUCAAAUGAGAGAGUGUUUCUGUCUGAAGUAUGUUCAUCCAUCAAACUUCUUGUUUGGACACCCUACGAUGAGAGUAUAAUAAACGUCUUUGUCUUGCUUAAGAGAUAUUCAAUUGAAAUCGAUCGAACAGAGAUGAUUAACGUCUGAUUUCUUUCUAAUGAUAGUUUACUCGAUACUAACCUUGAACUAAUUCGAAAAUAACUCAGAUCGAUACAUGGAGAUAAACAGAUGAAAGUACAAAAUACUCAUCGAGACGAAAGGAAAGCAAAACGAACAGAUACGCUUUAUCUCUUGAAUGAGCAAAUAUUUUGAUAAGUUUCUUUUGUGUCUCAUUGAUCAUUCUUGUCGACAUUCCAAGACAGAACUAAUCGGUUACAUAUUAUAUCGAUAAUUAUACCGUGCUCUUUUCAUAGUACAGAAGAUUGUCCGGUUCGUCAACCUUUUUCUUUUUCAUACAGAUCAAGCAAACUUCGAUCGGUCACACGAAACGAUUUCAGUUGUCGUUGGCAAACGAGCACUAUUACCAUGUUACGUAUCGAUACAAGAUGCAAAGAACAAUAAUGGCAAUAGUCCAUUUAAAGUGAUCUGGAUGAAAUUGAACAAUAGUUCAAUUCUGACCAUGGAAGAUCGAGCGAUUAAUGGUGACCCACGUAUCUCAUUGUUGCAUGCUUAUGCCGAUGAAUGGAAUUUACAGAUUGAUGAUAUCGAUGAAGACGAUGCUGGAAUUUAUCGAUGCGUUAUCAAUACAGGAAUGUACAAAACG
Messenger RNA from Adineta ricciae, 810 nucleotides. The record is from the annotation of a GenBank genome assembly. NCBI's taxonomy places the organism in Eukaryota, Metazoa, Rotifera, Eurotatoria, Adinetida, Adinetidae.